AUGACAUCAUUUAAUGCAAUAGAAAAAUUGCAAAAAUUGGAUGUUUCGCAUAACAAAAUUUCCACCGUCAUUCCUGGUGUUAGCCAACAUCUGCAACACCUCUCUAUUUCUAAUAAUAGUUUGGCUGCUUUACCAAACCUUUGUCUUCGUCGAAACUCCUAUCCAGAUUUAUCAGAAUUGCAACUAGACAGCAACAAGAUCGGUAAUUUCGUUCCGGAAUAUUUAAACUGCUUGGAAAAGCUAAAAGUCUUGGAUGUGAGUUUAAACUACAUUGACUUAUUAAAAACAGAUUAUUUUCAUUCUUUCAAGUCUCUUAGCUCGUUGUGUAUCUCAGGAGAGAGUAGAACAUUUUAUAUACAGGAACGUGCGUUCAACAACAGCAACCUGCUAAGUCUAGACCUAUCAAGGAACAAAUUGACCACUAAAAGUCUGCAUGGAUGUGCAUUUUGUGGAAUGGAUCGGUUAGAAAAACUAAAUCUGGCUAAAAAUAAUUUCUUUAAAAUGGAGGAAAAACUAAAUACAACGCUAACCCCUCUGGUAUCUCUUGAAGAAUUGUUGCUGUUGGAUUGUAAGUUACAGACAAUACCUACUGUCACCAGAUAUUAUCAUAAUCUCACUUAUUUAGAUGUUAGCUGGAAUCUGAUUAAAUCCUGGCCAAAUAAUUUGUUUGAAAGGAACACUAAAUUGAAUAACCUAAAUGUAGGUCAAAAUUUAAUUCAGACUGUUACAAGUAAAAUGUUGCCUGAAGUGUUGAGGGAAAGAUUGAAAACAAUAUCCUUAACAGCAAAUCCGUUCGUAUGUAAGUGUGAAUUGGUUUGGUUGAUUCAGUGGAUUCAUAGGGAACCAUACAAGUUUUGGGAUUAUCCGGAAGGCUAUAGAUGUCUGAAUAUAACGGAGAGAAUUUGUCUGAAUAACACUGGAGCGUUUAUCUCUGUGACAACAGUAACAUGUUUUUUUAUCUGUGUCAUUUUGAUCGCUUCUGUUAUCAACAAAUAUAUCUGGCAUAUUAAAUAUCAUAUUUAUAUGUGGAGAUACAGACCUAAACAGCUGUUGGAUAUUGCAGAGAAACACUUUGUCCAUGACGCCUUUGUUGCUUACUGUGUAGAGGAUGGAGACUGGGUUUUACAUGAUCUUCUACCUGUCGUGGAGGAAGGUGAAAACAUUAGGUUGUGUAUCCACGAAAGAGAUUUUCUUGGUGGAAAACUGAUCAUUGAUAAUAUCGUGCAGCACAUGGAAAGCAGUCGUAAAGUUCUUGUUGUUUUGUCCAAUGAUUUUGCUAGAAGUAAAUGGUGUCAAUUUGAAAUGAGUUUAGCUCAGAAAUUGGUUAUAGAUAGGAGUAUAGAGUCUAUAGUAGUAGUAUUACUAGAGGAUAUAGAAACAGUUAAUAUGAGUAAAUCACUGAACGCUCUAUUGAAAACUACUACUUAUAUCAAAUGGCAAGAUAAUGAGAACAAAGAGAUAGUUUGGCAAAUGGUAAAAACAUCACUUAAACGUCAAUAUGAAUUAUAAUAAAAUUAAAGUACAUGGAUCUGUUUACCGCAGUGGUUUCAUGGUCCGUAGUUCAAUAGCUACAACAACCCCGCCCACUCAAUCUGAGACUGUAUCCAUUCCUCAUGUUCGAAUACACAAAUGGAAUAUCACUUGUUAACUGAUUUUAUACACUACGAAUGUCUUGGUUUGAUAUUAUUACUAGAAGUUUAAGUUCAACCAAUUUGAAUCCUCCUGUAGACAAUAUCAAUCUUUUGAUGGGCCUCUUGUUAAUCUGUUGAAAUCCAACCAGGUAGAUAAUCUAUUGUUGAUAUUGUCAUAGUAUUUUCUGAAUUAAACAGGCAUUAUGCAAAAGCUAAAUCUGUAUAUUGUAGUCCUUUCUUUAGACCUGUAUCAUUGUAUCAUUGUAAAAGCGCCAUAGAGCAGUUGUUUCCAGCUGGAUUUUGUCGCUAUAUAUGUUUAAUGAAUUUUUAUUUAUUAUUUUAUUCAUGUACACUGACUGAUUUAUGUAAAUAAUGUAUAUAUUUCUAAUUCAUUUAUAUUUUAUUGUAUUAUCAAAAUUUGAAGUAUGUUUCGCUGAUUUGGUGUGACGCCAGGCAGGGUAAGCUUACUCUUCCGGACACCUGUUACCACUGUUUGUCGUGUAUUUUGUACACGGUGAACAGUCCAUAUGCUAAUUACACUAUUUUGCCUUAUUUCACUAUUUUGCCUAUACCGUUUUUUUAGGACUAAUGGUUUGGAUUAUUCGUACAUGGUUUUAUUUUAUGUAUAAAAUGUAUAUGUUUGACUUUUGUUAAAAUUAUUACUAUUAGUUCGUUAUCUGAAAUGUUUCUAUACUAUUACCAUUCUGUUAUGUUUAUUAUUAUUGAACAUAUACAUGUACUUGGUAAUUUAGUGUGUGAAGUGUGAAGGUACUCUGGCUGAUACCCAAGUGUAAACGAUUGAGUUUUGAUAUUACGAAACCGCCAAAUUAAGAUACAAUUCUCAAUAAAACUCUUGAACCCACAUAUUUAAAUAUCUGUCUCGUCUUCCAUAAUAUAUAAUAUAAAUAUUGUUAUUUGAUGUUAAU
This is a messenger RNA of Patella vulgata (common limpet), 2557 nucleotides long. Its product is annotated as toll-like receptor 2. Gene Ontology annotation, biological process: immune response; inflammatory response; toll-like receptor signaling pathway. The transcript has a single exon. The coding region runs from base 1 to 1509 and encodes 502 amino acids. Gene Ontology annotation, cellular component: membrane. NCBI's taxonomy places the organism in Eukaryota, Metazoa, Mollusca, Gastropoda, Patellidae. Gene Ontology annotation, molecular function: protein binding; transmembrane signaling receptor activity. The record is from RefSeq and is a predicted model, not a curated record.